AUGCCAAGAAUCAAAAAUCAAGUAGAAAAGGAGGAACAGUUAAUAGAAGAACCAAAACACGAGAGAGAUAAUGAGUAUAAAGAUGAACAAGGGGUAGAGCCACAGGAAGAGGAGCAGGAUGAUGAUAAUGAUGAUGAUGAUGAACAACUCGCCGAAGAAGAUUCUGAAAUCGCCCCAGCACGCAAAAGAGGUAGAAAACGGAAAAUCACAACCGUUGUUGAAGAUGAAGAUAACAAUACCACAAAAAUUAGAAAGAAAGUUAAAAGUGAAGAUGAUGAAGGUCAAGCAGCAAAUGAAAAUGAAGAAGAAGAUGACGACGACGACGAAGAAGAAGAAGAAGCUGAUGAAGAAGAUGACGAUGACGGAGAAACUGAGGGGGACGGGAAGAAAAAAAGAGGUAGAAAGAAGAAACCCAAAGUACAACUUUAUGGGGAUGAUGUAUUUGAUGAUGAGGGAAACCCCUUAAUAAUAGAAAAUGAUGAAGUUGUCAUUCCACAAGAAGAUCCAAAGGGGAAAGAAAAGAUUGAUGAAUUGGGUUAUCUUCAAGGGGACAGAAAAUUUCGAAUGAAAACAUUUAAAUUGUUAGGCAAAGGUGAUAGAUUAUACAUGAUAUCUACUGAGCCUGCCAGAUUGGUUGGAUUCCGUGAUUCGUAUUUGUUAUUUAAAACUCACCGUACCUUGUUUAAAAAAGUAGCCGAUAAUGAUGAGAAAAUGGAUCUUAUCCAACGAGGGAUCAUCCCAAACUCAUAUAAAGGAAGAGCUGUCAAUUUAGUAACAGCAAGAUCCAUAUUUAGAGAAUUUGGUUCGAGAAUGAUUGAGAAUGGCAAAAAGGUGAUUGAUGAUUUCUGGGAACAACGGGCAAUUGACAAUGGUGAUAUACCUGGUGAAUUGGCAGAUCCUGAUCAAUUGUACAAGACUAAAUUGUCCAAUGUUUUAGGUGAUUCUGGCAUAGUCAGUACUGGUCAUGCGACUCCGUUAACUGCGACUCCAAUUGUCAAUUAUCAAGGAGAUCCUACUUGGAUGUAUCAAAUUGCCAAACAAACAUCUGAAUACAAUAAGAAAUUAUAUGAACUCAGAACUAAUAAUAUGUAUAAAGGCUAUAAAGAUACUUACACGAAUUUGACUUUAUAUCCACAAUCAACACAACCAACCCAGAUAAAGUAUCUGAAAUUUAACAACAAUAAUGGGAAAUUGGUGUACGACAUUGUCAUGACAAAUAAAAAUAUAAGGAAGCCAAUUACUAGAUUGGCAAAAGUGCCGCAAGCUAUAUUGAAUGAGAUAGAUGAUCCAGAGAUAAAACAAGCAAUAAUCGAUCAACAAGAAUAUGAAAUUAGUGCUAGAGAAAUAUAA
This is a messenger RNA of Candida albicans SC5314, 1350 nucleotides long. It is a transcript of the gene NPL6, whose product is annotated as Npl6p. Gene Ontology annotation, cellular component: nucleus. The record is from RefSeq and is a predicted model, not a curated record. NCBI's taxonomy places the organism in Eukaryota, Fungi, Ascomycota, Pichiomycetes, Serinales, Debaryomycetaceae. The transcript has a single exon. Gene Ontology annotation, molecular function: chromatin DNA binding. The coding region runs from base 1 to 1350 and encodes 449 amino acids.